CUCUAAAAGGCAGAAGGAGAUGCGUUGGCUGCUUUUGCGGAUUCCGUAUAAAGAAUAUAAAGCAUGGCGCGUGUUAGCUGCAGAUAAUUGUCGCUGAGUGUGUGUGUGUGUGUGUGUGUGUGUUUACUGUAAUCGCUUUGGAUCUGCGGUGGCAUUGGACAGGAUGGCGAGGCGCGCGCUUGAGGAGCGCUGUUGGCACAUCGCGCACCUUUACACCAUUUAUUUUAUUCUCCUUUUACAAUGCACUGUCUUCUGCCAAAACACAGCGCACGCGGGUGUGCUGAGCAGUUUGGACCUCUAUGAGGUGACUUACCCUAAGUGGCUGAACCCAAGAAGCAAAAGAGCAGCUCAUACACACACAAGGCAUCCAUCAGAGGUAGACAUCAAGAUUACUGCAGAGGGAAUGGAGCUGGUUCUCCAACUGCAUAGAAAUGAAGAGCUCUUGGCCACCAACUAUCAAGAGAUAUGGUACGGUCCAAACGGUUCACGUUAUUUCUCCAAGCCAUCCAGUAGGGAUCACUGUUAUUAUCAUGGCACAGUGAGAGGAGCCGAGCACUCCAGUGUUGUUCUUAGCACCUGUUCUGGACUCAGGGGCAUGAUAGCUUUGAACCACAGUAUAGCGUACAUGAUAGAGCCUCUGGCCAAUCACAGCAUCUCUCAGGGCCAUGCAGUGUUCCGUGCUGAGAGCCUGAAAAUACCCAUGAGCACCUGCAGUCAACACUAUGGAGGGGAGAACCACACAGACAAGCUGAAUGAGCUGAUUGGUGGGAUUGCACAGGCCAGUCAGGCCACAAGGGAAAAGAGAGAUGUCAGUCGCAGUAUGAAGUACGUGGAGCUGAUGAUGGUGGCUGAUCACGCUGAGUUUGUGAAACAUGGUAAUGACCUGGAGAAGACUAAAAUGAAGCUACUUGAAGCCGCUAACUAUGUGGACAAGUAUUACAAAGCACUAAACAUCCGUGUAGCCCUGAUCCUGUUGGAGGUUUGGAAUGACGGGAAUAAGAUCAGUGUAACGGAAAACCCUUACAGCACCCUGGAGGCGUUUCUGACCUGGAGAAGGAAACAGUUGCGACAGCUGCCCAAUGACAACGCACAGCUCAUCACGGGUGUGCCGUUCCAGGGGACUACGAUAGGACUGGCUCCUCUUAAAGCCAUGUGCUCAGAACACCAGUCUGGAGGAGUUAACUCGGACCACUCUGAACUUGCAGUUGGAGUUGCUGCCACAAUGGCUCAUGAGAUGGGGCAUAAUUUUGGGAUGAACCAUGACAGUGAGGGCUGCUGCCAGGCCACGCCAAACGAUGGCGGGUGCAUCAUGGCUGCAGCUACUGGACACCCGUUCCCCCGCGUGUUUAACCCGUGUAACCAGGCAGAGCUGAAGCGCUAUCUGAACUCAGGUGGUGGAAAAUGUCUGUUCAAUCUUCCAAACACUCGGGUCAUGUACGGAGGCCAGCGCUGUGGCAACGGCUACCUUGAGGAGGGGGAGGAGUGUGACUGCGGAGAGGUGGAGGAAUGUUCCAGUCCUUGCUGUAACGCUAAUAACUGCACACUGAAAGCAGGUGCUGAGUGUGCCGAAGGAGUUUGCUGCGAGAACUGCAGGUUGAAGAGUCCAGGAGUUCUUUGUCGUGGUGCCUCGGGUUCCUGUGACCUACCCGAGUACUGCGAUGGUAAAUCAGAGUCCUGCCCUGCUAAUUUUUACCUGGUGGAUGGCAGCCCCUGUGCACAUGACCAGGCUUACUGUUACACAGGCAUGUGCUUGACCCUGGAGCAGCAGUGCCAAUCUCUCUGGGGGAAAGAUGCCCAACCUGCUCCGGAUCUGUGCUUCACUGAGGUAAAUAGGGCUGGAGAUUCCUAUGGAAACUGUGGCAAAAACCUUAUGGGUAACUACAGGAAGUGCAUUGAGAGGGAUGCUAAAUGUGGCAAGAUACAAUGUCAGAGUUCUGCUACCAAGCCCAUUGGAACCAAUGCAGUCUCUAUCGACACCACUAUCCACCUCGGCCAGCGUAAGAUUCUGUGUCGAGGUACACAUGUCUAUCGGCCUGGUAAGGGAGAGGAGGGUCUGGGAGACACACUUGACCCUGGGCUGGUUAUGACUGGAACCAAGUGUGGGGACAAUGCAAUUUGUUUUGGUGGGGAGUGUCGUAACGCAUCCUUCCUGCAAGCGGAUAAGUGCAAUGCCAAAUGUCAUGGCCGUGGGAUGUGUAACAACAAUCAUAACUGCCACUGCGACACAGGGUGGGCACCACCUUACUGUGAGGAAGCGGGUAAUGGCGGCAGCAUGGACAGUGGCCCUUUGACCACAAAAAGAAACCCACUUGUUCUUCUGGUGCUCCUCCCUGUGGUUCUCUCCUUGGGAUUGGGACUUCUGUUCCUUUACUGGUGCUACAAGCGGAAGCUUCAUUCUUUGAAAGAUGUGGCUCACCCACCUCGCGAAAUAUCCACUAAUGUACCAGCUUCUCCAGACUCCAAAACUCCUGCUAGUGGUCACACCAACCCAACAUUCCAGCUAAAGAAACCUUACAUGGACAAAACGGAGGCUAACCAGCAAACAAAUCCUACCGGUACACCAAGAUCAAGACAUUCCGCUGUCCGGCCCAUGGUCAAACCUCCACCAGUCCCUGCACAACAGCAGAAGAGUCCGCCACUCUCAGAGACCAUCUCCAGCUCUUACCCAUCUCCAUCUGUGGCACCAAAACCUAGACCAAACCCUCCAAGCCGACCGCCUCCACCUCGUCCUUUUACUAAACCAGCUCUGAUCAAAAAGGUGAGGACCUAUCAAAAGGCCCACAAGUAUCACCAGCACUGUUGCAGAAAGAAAAAACCAAUCUGGCGCCCUCUGCUGGAAAUCUCAGGAAUCAGACUGAAGCAAGCAGAAAAAGCUGAGGCGUCAUCAGAUUUUUGGAGAGCAUGGGCAUUACUCUUCUAUGCAGAGGAUCCUUAUAAUGGCAUACUGGAACAAUGUGCAACCUUCAGGCAUUUUUACAUCAUUACCAGUGACUGUGAAGACUGCCUACAUCCAGCACCACGUUUGCCUAAUACACUUGAAAAAAAAUCCUAGUGUAAUAUACUUGUUGCAUUGAACUUUGUUUUGGUGCUCUUCCAAUGUUCAUGUGCCAUAUCUGUAGGGUUUAUUUCAUACCUAUUUAUUACACAGGCUACACAGAAAUGCUGCCGUUCAGUAUGAGCAUUCAGAAUAUACAGAAUAUGUCAUUCUAGUAGUUACACACGUUAACACACACAUUAACACAUAUUAACUGGAAUAUCAUAUAUGAGUUUUGCACUUGGUAUAUGAAAAAAAGGAAAUGCAUAGCAAUAAUAGUCAGAAGAUACUGAUUAAUUGUGCAGUGAUUUCUCAGUAGCCUGUUUUGUUUCUGUGUUUUUUACUGUCUCCCUUUUAUUUUCUAUCAGGAGAAUAAUUGCAAAAUGCUGAAAAUUGUUUAUGUAUACAAGGCAUCAAUUCAGUUGUGUCUAUUCUGUAACAAUCCAGCGAGAUGUGCCUGGUUUUUAUUCUCUUCACUUGCUCCAUUUAGGAGAAUGUGACAAAAUGCACCUUAUGAUGUUUACAAUAAGGGUGUCAGGGAAUGUAUAGUAAAGGCAUACUGUACAGUAAAGUUAAGACUCUCAGCUUUUAAAAUGUCUGUUUGCUGGGAUAAGCAAUUGAAUGUGUCUGAAAGAUAUCUCCUCAUAAUGUCACCAUUUUUCAUAAAUAUACUGUGUUGUAGAGCUCAUCUCAGUCAGUCACCAGAGCAUUUCUUCAGUGAAAGAGUUGGAUUUUAAGGCAUGUGUCUUCAAUCUGUUUAUCAUAGUAAUAUUAACAUUUGGAAAUGCUCAGAAUUUAGUGUAUAAAGUAGAAUUAACAUAUGUCAUAACAUAAGCAGCUGAAUGGGUAAAAAAUUAAUACAUUUUGUUUUUGCCUUUUCUAUUUCUGAAUUUAAUUAAAAGAUUGAAAAUUUCUCUUUUUUUACAUUUUACACUAUAAGGAUAUGAAAAUCAUACAUUAGAGGAACGCGGUUGACUGAUGAUUGUGUGAAUGGCUAGGGAUUUCGAUGCUGUUAAAGAGGGACCAUGUAAAAUGAGAAAACACACUGUGAAACUCACAAUAAUGACCAUUUGAACUAAACAAACAACAGAAUUAACUGGAAGGUCCAUUUCAAAUGCAGCCUACACCAAUGUAGUGCGAUGGACUAAUUACAGGCUGUUGUCCUUGGUUCCUUGGUUUACUUGCACCUUGUUGAGUCAUGUGCUUUCUGUCAUUAAGGGAAAAUGAUAUUAAAGUGUUAUUGUAAAUUAAUCCUGGAAAUGGAUUUAGCCGAUGCCUUUAAUCACAGAUGGAUUUUGAGUUGCAAAAGCAGAUCAAAUAAAAUUUGAUUAAAAAUGUUUUUGUCAUUAGAAUAUUUGUGUUGUAUUAAACUGAUUGUAUUAAAGCAAUGAUUUUUAUGUAAUAGUUUAUAUUU
Messenger RNA from Tachysurus vachellii, 4448 nucleotides. It is a transcript of the gene adam19b, whose product is annotated as ADAM metallopeptidase domain 19b. Gene Ontology annotation, biological process: membrane protein ectodomain proteolysis. Lineage: Eukaryota; Metazoa; Chordata; Actinopteri; Siluriformes; Bagridae. The coding region runs from base 164 to 3052 and encodes 962 amino acids. The record is from RefSeq and is a predicted model, not a curated record. Gene Ontology annotation, molecular function: metalloendopeptidase activity. The transcript is spliced from 23 exons.